Molecule: messenger RNA, 1838 nt
Organism: Arvicanthis niloticus (Nile rat)
Lineage: Eukaryota; Metazoa; Chordata; Mammalia; Rodentia; Muridae
Gene: Mboat4
Product: membrane bound ghrelin O-acyltransferase MBOAT4
Biological process (GO): lipid modification; peptidyl-serine octanoylation
Cellular component (GO): endoplasmic reticulum membrane
Molecular function (GO): serine O-acyltransferase activity
Source: RefSeq, a predicted model, not a curated record
CUUUGCACAAGGGCACCGGUUAGGAACUCUAGGAAGGACAGUGCGUUCCAGGUUCACGAUGGAUGGGCUCCAGCUCUUCUUUCUCCAUCCUGUAUCACUGUAUCAAGGGGCUGCUUUCCCCUUUGCGCUUCUGUUUAAUUAUCUCUGCAUCAUGGAAUCCUUUUCCAACCGGGCCAGGUACCUCUUUCUCCUGGCUGGAGGAGGUGUCUUGGCUUUGGCUGCCAUGGGUCCCUAUGCUCUGCUCAUCUUCUUCCCUGCCCUCUGCGCCGUGGCUCUGGUCUUCUCCCUCAGUCCACAGGAAGUCCAUAGGCUGACCUUCUUCUUUCAGAUGGGGUGGCAGACCCUGUGCCACCUGGGUCUUCACUACACCGAAUACUACCUGCGUGAGCCUCCACCUGUGAGGUUCUACGUCACUCUUUCUUCCCUCAUGCUCCUGACGCAGAGAAUCACGUCCCUCUCCCUGGACAUUUGUGAAGGGAAGGUGGAGGCAGCGUGGAGGGGCACCAGGAGCAGGAGUUCUUGGUCUGAGCGCCUGUGGGAUGCUCUACCCUAUUUCAGCUACUUGCUCUUUUUCCCUGCCCUCCUGGGAGGCUCCCUGUGUUCCUUUCAGAGAUUUCAGGCUUGCGUUCAAAGAUCAAGCUCUUUGUAUCCGAGUGUCUCUUUUUGGGCUCUGACCUGGAGGGGUCUGCAGAUUCUUGGGCUGGAGUGCCUCAGGGCUGUGCUGAGGAGGGUGGCUAGUGCAGGAGCUGGACUGGAUGAUUGCCAGCAGCUGGAGUGUAUCCACGUCAUGUGGUCCACAGCCGGGCUGUUUAAACUCACCUACUACUCCCACUGGAUCCUGGACGACUCUCUCCUCCACGCAGCGGGCUUUGGAUCUGAGGCUGGCCAGAGGCCUGGAGAGGAGGAAUACGUCCCCGAUGUGGACAUUUGGACACUGGAAACUACCCACAGGAUCUCCCUGUUUGCGAGGCAGUGGAACCGAAGCACAGCUCGGUGGCUCAGGCGGCUUGUCUUCCAGAAGAGCCAGCGCUGGCCCCUGCUGCAGACCUUUGCCUUCUCUGCCUGGUGGCACGGGCUUCACCCAGGACAGGUUUUUGGCUUCCUGUGCUGGUCUGUAAUGGUGAAAGCCGAUUAUCUGAUUCACAAUUUUGCCAACGUAUGUAUCAGAUCCUGGCCCCUGCGGCUGCUUUAUAGAGCCCUCACUUGGGCCCAUACCCAACUCAUCAUUGCCUACGUAAUGCUGGCGGUGGAGGGUCGGAGCUUUUCCUCUCUCUGCCGACUGUGCUGUUCUUACAACAGUAUCUUCCCUGUAGUGUACUGUCUUUUGCUUUUUCUGUUAGUGAAGAGAAAAGACAAACGUAACUGAAAUCUUCCCCUGCCCGUCAUCUCAUCCAGCCAUUAAACACUGCUUAGAAAAUGCCAAAGGAUGCCUUGAUGAAUAAUGUAUUUAAAUGUGUUCAUAGUGAAAGUUUUUAAGUAUUAGAUGGAUUAAACCUGCCGGCUGGCCACAAAGAUGUGCUUCUCUUCUGUUGUGGUUUGAAUAUUAAUGGCUCCCAUACGUUUAUAUAUUUAAAUUCUUAGAGGGUGGCACUGUUUGAAAGGACUAGGAGGUGUGGCUUUGUCAGAGGAAGUGUGUCACUAGGGGGUGCUCUUUGAAGUUUCAAAAGCGAGGUUUAGUGUCUUUCCCUGUGGCCUGCAGAUCUGGAUGUAAAACUCUAAGCUCCUCCUCCAGCAUCAUGUCAGCCUGCAUGCUGCCGUGCUUCCUGCCGUGUUGAGAAUGGACUAAACUUCUGGAAUCUUAAGUCAGCCCCAAUUAAAUGAUUUCCUUUAUAAGAGUU